Sinocyclocheilus grahami is the source of this 1287-nucleotide messenger RNA. RefSeq names its product interferon-induced very large GTPase 1-like. The record is from RefSeq and is a predicted model, not a curated record. Bases 1 to 1287 code for a protein of 428 amino acids. The transcript has a single exon. Lineage: Eukaryota; Metazoa; Chordata; Actinopteri; Cypriniformes; Cyprinidae.
AUGGGCUACAACAUCAGUGACAUCCAACAACUCAUAUAUUACAUCAAGAAGAGAGUAACAGAACAUCAGGAAGGACAAGUGAAAUAUGAGUUCAAGAAGGAAUUCUUUAUUGAUUUGGUUCUUUCCAUCUGUAAGAAAUCAAACAAGAUGAUCACCGACCAACACAUACAUUUCAAGGAAGCAAUAUAUGUUGAGAAGAGAGAAGAGUACUAUAGUAUUUUCCAGAAUUACUGUCAUGGAGCAACAUCAGUUGCCAUUUUUGGUGAGCUCAUCUGUCAAAAACUGAAAGAGCCCAUUGAGCAGAGUGUCUACAAGAAGACUGCCAGAGAUCUGACGGAUGAAAUGAGAUCAAACUGUGAAUCACUGAAUGGAAACAGAUCAAAUCUGGACAAACACAUCCUGAAGGCACUGGCAGAAGAGGAGGAUUUUGACAAAUAUAUGAACUACAUUCAUAAUCCCAGAGUCCACUUCAAGAGUUUCAUCAGAGAUGAAGUCAGUCGGUACAUCACUGAUAAGUUCAGUGUCAGUGUUUUACCCAAGAUGAAGGAGAACAUUAAACUCCUGCAGCAGAAGAUCAUGAAAGCAGCACAUGUAUCCACUGAACAUGUUCAAGUCAACAGAGGAGAUGCUGGUUUGUGGUUGAAGAGUUUCACACAACAGCUCUCAGAUGAGCUGAUCUUCUCUGAAAAAGACCUCAGUGGAGUCAAACAUGAUGAUGUUGAUGAUUUCAACCUCCUAAAAGAUGUGUUGAGAAACAAACUUCCUGCUAUAAUAUCUGAUAUCAGCAGUAGAUUUAACACAGAGACAUUUCCAGUAAAGUUAGACUGUAAGGACAGACCAGAUGAGCUUCUGACUGAUCACUUCUGUCAGUGUUGUUGGGUUCAGUGUCCAUUCUGUGGCGCCAUCUGCACCAACACCAUAGAAAACCAUGAUGGAGAUCACAGUGUUCCUUUCCAUCGUAGUAUUGGUCUGAAUGGAAUAUAUACAUCGAACUUGUCUACUCAUAUCUGCACAUCAGCAGUAGCAAGCAGCAAUCUAUAUUUUUAUCCCAAUGACUCAGAUAAUAAAGUUCUCUGGAGAGAUUACAGAAGAGCAGGAGGAGUUUAUGCAGACUGGAGCAUCACCCCUGAUCUCUCUGUACUGCCCUACUGGAAGUGGUUUGUGUGCAGAUUCCAGAAAGAUCUGGAAAAAUACUACAAAAAAUUUGAGGGUUAUGUUGAGAUACCAGAUGAAUGGAGAAAAUACUCAAAACAGGAAGCUAUUGAAAGUCUGAAUAAAUACCUUUAA